AUGCAGCGAGCAGCCUGUGACGAUGAGAUGGUGUCUCUUUCGUGUGCAAGAGGUACAUCCAUCAGCAUUCAAGUAGCCCAGUAUGGGAAAGCAGCACCAGGUGGGCAUGGCUGUAUAGCAGAGAGACCUCAAGAUAUGACUGAUGUCAAUGAGAAGUGUCUAUGGCCGAAUGCUAUGCAGUACUCAUUACUACAAACGGUUGUGGAGGCGUGUCAAAAGAAGCCAGCGUGCAAGUUCAGCACAAAGUCCAAGCCAGGGGCGGUAGAUCCCUGUCCACACGCAAGGAAGUUCGUCGAAGUUGCUUAUAAGUGCAGACCUUACGAGUUUCGAAGUAGAACAGGCUGUGAAGAUGACGUCAUCAAGCUGAGUUGCAACCCUUAUUCGCGGGUGGCGAUCUUCGACGCCCAAUACGGAAGGACGGCUUACGAAUCAUUCAAUUGCCCACAAGCACAGGGUGUGGUGGAUGAAAAUUGCGUCGCCCCAUAUGCCGUGGAGACAGUGAUGCAAAUCUGCCAUGGUAAGAGGUCAUGUCAUAUCGUGGCGAACAGCAAAACCUUCGGAUCACCGUGCAGUCCAGCCUCGAAGGCAUAUCUUAAAGUGGUCUAUGCCUGUGUACCAUUAGGUGUACUAACUGAAAGAUAUGAAAGUCCACCAGAAAAGGAUGAAAUUACCAGCAGCAAGGGAGUCGACGAGGAUGAAGAACUCUUCGAUGAGACAGAAGAUACCGGUGUAAGGUGGGAUACGAACCCAGUAUCCCCGAUCGCUGACUCAGCACUACAACCGCCAUCUCAAGAUAUACACGUGUCCUUAGAAAAGGAGAGAGCUUCAGAAAAUACUUCGGAUUCAAUCAAUAGAACAGAUCGUCCACGCAACGAAAACGUGUACUUCUAUAUCGGCAUAGCUGUAACCAUAUUCUUAAUCCUUCUUGUAUCCCUAAUAACUCUCCGAUUUUAUAACAAUCGUAAACGGAAACGAAACGCGAAAAACGGAAACAUGUUCACCACAGAAGCGCCCAACAUUUUCAGUGACGCCACUUCAGACAUAGACAACGACGUGAGCCACAUAUCUGGUAACUUCUACGACCCUGGUCAUCCAGAUGUUUAUAGGGAGAGUACUAAGACUCUUAGGGCAAUGAAGCCGUUAUCUGCUGUUUACCCAACAGCUGGUGCAAGCAUGUAUGGAGUGGAUUAUAUUCCUCAAAUGGAGCCUUUACGAUUUGAGACGGACCCUGAAGUAUUGAUGAGUCCAAAAAGUUUAAGUGGGUAUACGAAUACGCAGUUUCACUAUGGCUGA
Messenger RNA from Leptosia nina, 1293 nucleotides. The record is from the annotation of a GenBank genome assembly. Lineage: Eukaryota; Metazoa; Arthropoda; Insecta; Lepidoptera; Pieridae.